Pelobates cultripes (western spadefoot toad) is the source of this 1179-nucleotide messenger RNA. The record is from the annotation of a GenBank genome assembly. Lineage: Eukaryota; Metazoa; Chordata; Amphibia; Anura; Pelobatidae.
AUGAUGAAGGGAGAGUUUGCCAAAUUGACAAGCAUUAUUUGGACAUUACACAGACGAGUUACCAUGCUGGAAGAAUCACAUCGAUUUCCAGAAGUAUAUGAUCGAGAUGAUCCAAUGAAUAGGGAAGGAUCACAUAUUCCUCAUAUAUACGAACAAGAUGAACAAAUGAACAGUGAAGGAUCACAUUUACCUGAUAUAUAUGAUCGAGAUGAUCAAAUGAAUGGGGAAGCAUCACAUUUACCUGCUAUAUACAAUCGAGAUGAUCCAAUGAAUGGGGAAGGCUCACAUUUACUUGAUAUAUACGAUCGAGAUGAUUCAAUUAAUCUGGAAGCAUCCCAUUUUCCUAAUAUGUACGAUCCAGAUGAUCCAGUGAAUGGGGAAGGAUCGCAUUUUCCUGAUGUAUACGAUCGAGAUGAUCCAGUGAAUGGGGAAGGAUCGCAUUUUCCUGAGAUAUAUGAUCGAGAUGAUCCAAUGAAUGAGGAAGGAACACAUUUUCCUAAUAUAUAUGAUCAAGAUGAUAUAAUGAAUGGUGAAGGAUCGCCUAUUACUGAUAUAUAUGAUCGAGAUGAUUCAAUGAAUGGGGAAGGAACACAUUUUCCUGAUAUAUACGAUCCAGAUGAUCCAGUGAAUGGGGAAGGAUCGCAUUUUCCUGAUAUAUACGAUCCAGAUGAUCCAGUGAAUGGGGAAGGAUCGCAUUUUCCUGAUAUAUAUGAUCGAGAUGAUCCAAUGAAUGGGGAAGGAACACAUUUUCCUAAUAUAUAUGAUCAAGAUGAUAUAAUGAAUGGUGAAGGAUCGCAUAUUACUGAUAUAUAUGAUCGAGAUGAUUCAAUGAAUGGGGAAGAAUCACAUAUUUCUGAUAAAUAUGAUCAAGAUGAUCCAAAGAAUGGGGAAGAACAACAUAUUCCUGAUUUAUAUGAUCGAGAUAAUUUGAUGAAUGGGGAAGAAUCCCAUAUUUUUGAUUUAUAUGAUCAGGAUAAUCCAAUGAAUGGACAUUCAUCAGAUGAGAGAGAUCAGCAGGUGGAUGAGGUGACAGUCAUCUUUACAUCCAUUCCCAUUUAUACAAGUCGUACUGACGCAGAGCAAGCAACUGUCAAGCCUAAACGGUGCUCCAUAAUGCAAAGGAUUAAGAAAUUAUUCUGCUGUUUCGGGAUAAAAAACACCUACAAAGAAGACGACUGA